Parasteatoda tepidariorum (common house spider) is the source of this 5846-nucleotide messenger RNA. It is a transcript of the gene UbcE2H, whose product is annotated as ubiquitin conjugating enzyme E2H. NCBI's taxonomy places the organism in Eukaryota, Metazoa, Arthropoda, Arachnida, Araneae, Theridiidae. The record is from RefSeq and is a predicted model, not a curated record.
GUGUCAAAACAAAACAAGCGUCACAUGAUAGGUGACGUCAAAAGAUAGUUGCUAAGCUGUUUGCAUUGAAGGUGAAGGAAGGUUUGUGAUGCGAGGUUGCAUAUCGUUGGAAAGUUCUUGUACGAACGAGUCUCGUGUUGAAUUUUGAGAAAUUACUGUAUAUUCCAGCUGGUAUCAAAAAGAUCAAACGCAUAACUAAGUUGAACAAAAGAUGUCUUCUCCAAGCGCUGGAAAGCGACGAAUGGAUACGGAUGUUAUUAAACUCAUAGAAAGCAAACAUGAAGUCACAAUUUUAGGUGGAUUAAAUGAAUUUUGUGUCAAGUUCUAUGGCCCAAAAGGAACACCAUAUGAAGGGGGUGUAUGGAAAGUAAGAGUUGAUUUGCCAGAGAAGUAUCCAUUCAAGUCUCCAUCAAUUGGAUUCAUGAACAAAAUAUAUCAUCCCAAUAUUGAUGAAGUGUCUGGAACUGUGUGUUUGGAUGUCAUAAAUCAAGCUUGGACUGCAUUAUAUGAUUUGUCAAAUAUUUUUGAAUCCUUCCUUCCUCAGUUACUAACCUAUCCUAACCCGAUUGAUCCUUUAAAUGGCGAUGCUGCUGCAAUGUAUUUACAUAAGCCAGAAGAGUACAAGAAAAAAGUUCAAGAGUAUGUCAAAAAGUACGCAACUGAAGAAGCCCUCAGAGAACAGGAGGAAGAUCAGUCGAGCAGUGAAAGCUCUAUGAGCGACUUUUCGGAUGACGAAACACAAGAUAUGGAACUAUAACAAAGCUAGUAUAGGGGAAUUGGGGAUUAAAUAGGGGGGGAGGGAUAAAACAAGGGACUACAACAAUGAGGGAUUGGGGGGAUGGGGGGAAAACAUUUGCAGAGUUAAUCAUGUGUAAAUUUUUUCAUGUUAGAUAUUGACAGAUGCUGCUUUAUAAUGUUUGCAGCUUAUUCUUUUUAGCAGUGUUCCCUAAAAAAAUAGCUUAAUUUCCUUGUAAAUAACAAUAGUUUACUGUGGCAUUCAAUAAUAUUUCAUUUUUGGUGACUUCAUAGUUUAUAAAGAAUUUAAUAAAACUGCGCAUUUAUAGUCAUGAGGACACACAUAUUUUUUAUGUAACUUGGGUUAUUUUGUUCUAAGAAUGAAAAUGGUUUUAUUUAUUUGUUUUAAUUAGCACUUUUUAAAUAUCGAGUGUAUUUGUAAUUUGUGAUUUAUCCCCUUUCAUGUUAACAAAACUACGCUUUUCAUGCUGCAAUGACAUUCUUUUGUUCUAACUUAUUUUUUUGUUGCAUAUUUUUCAUUUUUUCAGUUAAAUCUGUCAAAUCAGAUAAGACAGUAAUUAAAUGUUAUUUUAGAUUUUUAUGAAGUGGAUGUUUUUAAAAUUUUAUGUUCGUAUAUAUAUAUUAUCCCCACUAGUAUAUAAAUCUAUAUCUUGUGUUAUGUGCCGAAAUUCGAUGUUGCAUUGUGAUACAAAUUUGAGUAUGAUUUAAUCAAUUUUAGCUUUCUUUUUUUUAUUUGGAGAUAUUGAUACUGUGAAAGCUUUGUAUUGUAUAAAGAUAUGCUUAUAGUUAAAUGUGUGUUAAAAAUCUGUUGUAAUUUUGAUAGGACUGUUAGGCUAUUGAAGAAAAGUAUUAGUAUAUUUCUUCCUGAUUAAUAAUUCGAAUAGCUGACUCAUAUUGUUAAACAGUUUUUUCAUCAAAUGCAAUACAUUUAAUAUUUCUGAAUAAAAUUUGUUUCUAAAAAGUUGUGUGAUUUGAAUCAUUUUACCUUUUUGAAUAAGAUGUGUAUUUAAACAGUGAAUGCUAUAUUGUAUGUUUAGCUAUUUAUUUCUACUAAACUAGCUUAAAUUUCAAUUUAUUUUUUGUGAUUAUCAUCAAAUAAUCAUUAAAUUAGUUUCUUAUGUGAUCUGUUCUUAGAUUGUUAGUUCAAAGUAUGUAUUUAAAUUUAAGAGUGGCUUAGUCAGAAUAAUUUGGUAAAUAACACUGAAGUUAAAUACUUUUCUUAAUGUGUCCACAAAACUUUUUUCAUUUUAUUUUUCAAACUGGACAUAUGGAUUUCAUUGCUUUCAUUGCACAUGCCAUUGCUUUCAUCCUCUUUGCUAAAUCUUGCAGUUUGGUUUCGAUAAAUAUGUUAGCUUUUAACCCACGUCAAAGUACUAUGACUUGACCUCAACCCAUUUAUAGGAUGAGUAUAACUACACACAUAUAAACUUGAAUGCUGUAGGGAAGAUAAAGUCUACUGGCCCAGUUAUCUGUAUAUGGACGCUAGCUACUUGUCCAUUAUAUUGGUUUUUAUUCAUUUAAUUUCUGACCAAAAAAAUAUUUAAUAUUUUUUUUUGUUUUUCUUAGCUGCGGUAUUGGUCCAAUCAAUUUUUUUUAGUCCAAGUCUAGUUUUGAAUUUUAAAUUUAUUUCAGUAAUUGGCCCUGAUGGGGUUUUUCAACUUCAAAAAGCCUGUAUACUCUUGAGACUGCCAACAAUGGUUGAGAUUGUAUUUUACUUGAUAAUAUUUAAUUGUUAAAUUAACUCAACUGAGUGGAUAAAAAAACUAGCUGAAAUGUAAAUUGAUGCUUUGCAUUGCUGUACAUUUAACUCAAACAUCAGAAUAAGAAUAAAAUAUUAUGUAUAUGCUGAAUUGUACAAUUCUUAACUAACUCAAAUGCAUUGCUGUACAUUUAACUCAAACAUCAGAAUAAGAAUGAAAUAUUAUGUAUAUGCUGAAUUGUACAAUUCUUAACUAAUUCAAAUUUUUUGACAUUUUUUUUCUUCUUAGCUUCAAAACUCUGGUCUUUGAAGAUUAAACCAAUUGCAUUUUUAAGAGGUAAGCACUAAGUAAACAUAAGAUAAAAUUUUCAAAAAAGCAUCCUGUAGAAUGCAAUAGGGUUCUCCGGAGGAUAUGGCAAAUGUAACAAAAAGUUAGUUUACAUUUUAUUAUUAUUUUUUUAAUUAUUAUUCCAACUUUAUGAAAUUUUACUAUAUACAAAAAUCAGGACACAGAAUUUUUGCACCAGCUUGCUAUUGGUGACCCAUAUAUUUAGGGCUAGUGAGUAAGGUACACAAUUUGGCAAAUUUUUGAGUUGCAGAGUUAGAGACUAGGGUUGCAAUUGCCAGAUGGUAUUUCGAUUAUUUAAACUUUCUGAAGUUUUUCUUAUUUUAUUGAGUUUUAAUAAUGUGUGAAUGACACAGUCCUUUGGGGAAUCUUAGUUUUAAUUUAUAUUUUUAUUAUUUUGUCAUAAAUGUGUCAUCAUUUUUCAGUUUUUGCAUUCUUUUAUAGUUUUAGACGCAAAAAUUUUUUUUGUGCUUCAUCUGUUAGUGUUAUAAUAGUGGCAGGCAAAAAUUUUUUUCUGGUUAAUACUUUUAGAAAUGAAAUUUCAUGUCAUGUACUAAAUAUUUAUUUUUAUGAAUCAGUACUCUGUUUAUUUCUGUAAAAUUAAUAAAUGCAUGUUUUUCUAAAAAUUAUAAAAAAUGAACUUUGCCUUUUUUGAAUUUAAGCUCUUCCAGUUGCUUCUUCUAUUUAGCAUCAAUUAAUAGACUAGUUGCUAGAAUCAUUGAGAUACUUUUAUAUUGAAAUUAAUCACAUUAAUAUCUAUUACAUUAAUGAAAAUAUUAUUGAAAUCUAUUAUAUGCCAACUUAAAUUUCUCAUCUAAUUCUUGAAUAAACUAUUCAAAUUGAAAUUAAAGAAAGUUAGCUUUUGUAAUUUAAGUGCUUGCAGCUACAUAUAAUUGCCUUUUAUUGAAGGGAAAUAAGAUUGGUGGUUGUUCAAACAUUUAAAAUAAUGAACUAUGUUAAUCUCAAGCAAUAAUACAUUGCUUGCUAGUUUUAACUUAAAAGUAUGAGUGAGAGUUUUGAAUUAUUUCUUAGUAGUUACUAAUUUCGGAACAGCUUUCUUAAACUGUACCUUUAACCUAGUUUCUUAUGUUUCUCUUUAAAUAUGCAAAGCUAGAUAUUACAUUAACACUACUAGUACUAAAUCUUUAAAAUUUGACAUGCCUAGUGGGUUAAGUAAAUCAGAAAAUUAAUUAAAAGGUUAUUUCAAUUUCACACCUGCAAAAAUAUUAAAUUUUUAUUCUUAUUCCUUAGUAUUUUCAAUUUUUGAAGAAAGCUGGUUUUAAGAAUGCAGUUUUAUGUGCUAAUUUAAAUUUUUUACUUCCUGGUAAUUGAUAUACUUGUUUAAAUCAAUUUUUGACAGCACAGGUUGGAACUAAAUUUAAAGCUGUUUUCUGAAAUUUAGUUUUGACAACACAGAUUGAAACUAAAUCCUGUGUGAACCCAGUUCUGACAACAUAAGUUAAAGUUUAUUUUAAAGCAGUUUUUCAGAAAUCUUAUUCUUUUAUUAAAUAACUUUUAAACAAAUAAAACCUUAUUUUUAUAAUUGUUUAUGGGUAAAGGUUGAAUUCAUUAUUUCAAUCAGUGCAAUAUUCAAUUGUAGCAGUCUGCUGUAUUCUGCUAAUAUUCACUAUAAAUUAAGAUCACAAAGAAAACUUAACUGAUUUAAAAGUUAAUUUGAUCUAUCCAACAAAUUACCCUGCUAAACUUUUAUUCUUUCUCUCAACAUAAUAAAUGGAGAAAUAUUAAGUUGAAAUAUAUGUAUGUUUAUUGGAACAUUGAUGCAAUUUGGUUGUUGAAUUUUCGCGCUCACGCUUCUUUACUGCUUUUUUUNCUUUUUUUUUUUUUUUUAAACUUGCAGACAAUCUCGGUCAAGCUCUGAAGUCCUGUUUAAAAAAAAUUUAAUUUCAAAUUAAGAUGAUUCAAAAAAUUUUUUAUGAAUAAAAAAUUUAUAAUCUGAUCUUUCUGUAAAGAAAGUCUUAAAGUAUAGUCCAGUCUGUUUUUGUGAAAGCUUUUGCACAUAGAUGAGAUAUUUUAAGGUUUCUUACUAUGAUGCAUAUUUUUGACAUUGUCUUCUAUUAUAAUUUUUUUAAUAAAAUUUUGCUGACAUUUUCUUGAUUAUUUUACAAUUAGAACCUAUACUUGUUAUAAUGUGUUUAUAGUAGUAAAUAUUUUCAAUCAAAUUGUAUAAAAUUAGAUUAGAAUGUCCAUGUUUCAAGAGUAGUUAAAAAGAAUACACAUUUUUGUGUUGGGGUGGUAAUUUUUUAAGAUAAUGCCAUUUUGGGGCAAUAUAAUGAGCCACAUUUUUAAAUUGUUUAGGAGAGUGUUUUUGGUAUGCUAUAAGAUAUGUCUGUGCAUUGAGCUGUUGUCUUGGGAAAAAUUCUAAAAAUUCGUAAAUCUGGAAAAAAUACUAAGGAAAACUUCAGUCUAAAUUAGUCAUUUUUGCAAAAAAAUGUGGACUAUCAUGUUGCUCCAAACUCUCUAUAUUUAAAGAUGACUAAGGGAUUAUAUCAAAAUUUGCUAUUAGUUCCCUGCCCAAAGUAUUUCUGGGAGUUAGACGAGGAAAAUGUUUUUGAAUUAAAUAUAUUUUAUUUUUAUUUUUUAAAUAUUUUUUUACAGAUAUUAAAUGUUGGUUCCAUUAAACAAUACAUUAUAUUUUAUGUUAAAUGCAAAGACAAUGCCUUCAUUGUAUCUAAAGGGUAAUUAAAUGAAUCGUGCCAAUUUCGUUUCAUUUUUACUGUUCAAUCAUGCAUAAAUGAAUUAAUCUUGUAUUGUUCAUUUUGUUACAUACCAAUCAGCAAAUGCAUACUUAGAACUUAAUGUUGUACUAGAGAAGUGAUAUAUAUUUUGUAUAAUAUAAUUCAUAGAGAAUAUGCAUUCUAUUGUUAUUUGGUUGUGUUGCUAGUGUAUAUGGCUUAUUUGUUCUACUCAUAAAGCAUGAAAAAUCCUUAUAAAAAAAAAAUCUGUAUCAUUCUGGUGUUGGCUGUCAUUUCACUUGAUGUUAAUUUUCUCUGUGAUGAGAUAAAUAAAGCACUCAAUAUUUUUAAA